AUGGAGUACUUAGAGGGCCAAUCUAGAAGGAACAACCUGGUCUUUGAGGCUCUUCCUGAAUUACCUAAUGAGACCUGGGCUAAGUCGUACGAUAAGGUCCGUAAACUAGUGGUGGAAAACCUGAAAAUGGGUCUUCAGCAUGCCAUAGAGAUGGAAAGGGCACAUCGCACCAGUAAACCAGCUCAGAAUGGCAGAUCCAGACCAGUGGUGGUCAAGUUCCUCCGUUACAAGGAAAAGCAGGCUGUCCUCACGAAGGCCAAACUCCUCAAAGAUAAACCCCCCAGGACACCAGCAGCAGGACGAGUCUUUAUUCUAGAGAGGACUUACAGUGUCUCUGUGUCGAGGACAAAGACAGACGACAUGAUGCUGAGGGCAUGUGUCCUGUUCGCAGUCUGUGUCUCAGCUGCUCGUCGUGUUGACGGGGACACUUUAUGGAGAGAAGAAGAAGAAGGACAUGUCCAUCAGGACAUUUUGGGAUCAGAUUUUCUCCGACAUCCACUGCAUCCUCCGUUUGUCUGUCCUGAUAUGAGUCCAUCUCCUACCGUCCCCACCUCAGUUGAACGUGUCAAAGCUGCAGAUAUCAGAGUCAUCGCUGCUCUGGGAGACUCUCUGACUACUGCUAUCGGCGCCAAUGGGUCAUCCAUUUUGGCCACACCGUUUGAAUUUCGUCACGUGUCCUGGAGCAUUGGAGGAUAUGGAACGUAUCAAAACGUCAUCACACUGGCGAAUAUCUUUAAACUCUUCAAUCCCAACCUGCUGGGUCCGUCACCUGUGUGGACCUUCCACGGCCAGCCAACCACCAUCAACCAGACCGGAUUCAACUUCGCCGUCACUGGCCACAACACGCUGAAUGUCUCAGAUCAGAUCAGACACAUGAUCGACACCUUCAGGUCGUACCCGGGUCUGAACUAUGACGAGGACUGGAAGGUGGUGACGAUGCUCAUUGGCAUGAACGACAUCUGUGACUACUGCAAAGACAAAACUCUGUUCUCUCCGGACCGUUUCAUUCAUCACAUGACAGCAGCUCUGAACAUGAUGAUGGACCAGAUCCCCAGGACCAUCGUCAACGUGGUGCAGAUUCUUCCCAUGAAGCCUCUCAGAGAAGUUCAGAGACCCACUCUGGGCUGUCAGCUGCAAAGGAAAUUUUGCUCGUGUCUGGUUAAACCUGAAGAAAACUCCACUGAGCUGACGGAGCUGCUGCAGGUGAACCUCCAGUUCCAGCCCUCAGGGAACAUCGUGGUGAUGUCGUUCUGCUCUCUGAUUUUUCUUGUCAACAGAGCAGAUUAA
Epinephelus fuscoguttatus (brown-marbled grouper) is the source of this 1287-nucleotide messenger RNA. RefSeq names its product phospholipase B1, membrane-associated. The record is from RefSeq and is a predicted model, not a curated record. NCBI's taxonomy places the organism in Eukaryota, Metazoa, Chordata, Actinopteri, Perciformes, Serranidae. Gene Ontology annotation, cellular component: brush border membrane. Gene Ontology annotation, biological process: phospholipid metabolic process. Bases 1 to 1287 code for a protein of 428 amino acids. Gene Ontology annotation, molecular function: A2-type glycerophospholipase activity; phosphatidylcholine lysophospholipase A1 activity; retinyl-palmitate esterase activity. The transcript has 14 exons.